Messenger RNA from Striga hermonthica, 480 nucleotides. The record is from the annotation of a GenBank genome assembly. Lineage: Eukaryota; Viridiplantae; Streptophyta; Magnoliopsida; Lamiales; Orobanchaceae.
AUGGUUUCUCUUAAUCCUUCUUCUUCUUCUGCUUCUUCUUUCGGGGCGUAUAUACCAGCUUCGUUAUCGAUUUCGCCAAACGAGAACAACAAAACCGGAGAUCGCUUGAUGAAUAUUGGAUUGCCAAACGAGAUGAUGAAAUCAUCGGUGGGGCCCACCGGCAAGAUCAAGAAAGGCGAGAAGAAAGCAAGAAAGCCGAGAUUCGCCUUUCAGACGAGGAGUCAAGUCGAUAUACUCGAUGAUGGAUACCGGUGGAGAAAGUACGGGCAGAAGAAAGUGAAGAACAACAAUUUCCCUAGAAGUUACUACAGGUGCACGCAUGAAGGAUGCAACGUAAAGAAGCAAGUGCAACGACUAUCGAGAGAUGAGAGUGUUGUAGUCACGACUUAUGAAGGAGUGCACACGCAUCCCGUGGAAAAACCCAUCGAAAAUUUCGAGCAAAUCCUCAAUCAGAUGCAUAUCUAUCCUAUUGUGAAUUAG